This is a messenger RNA of Gossypium arboreum, 864 nucleotides long. Its product is annotated as zinc finger protein CONSTANS-LIKE 16. The coding region runs from base 94 to 735 and encodes 213 amino acids. Lineage: Eukaryota; Viridiplantae; Streptophyta; Magnoliopsida; Malvales; Malvaceae. Gene Ontology annotation, molecular function: protein binding. Gene Ontology annotation, cellular component: nucleus. The transcript is spliced from 3 exons. The record is from RefSeq and is a predicted model, not a curated record. Gene Ontology annotation, biological process: regulation of DNA-templated transcription.
GAGAACGGAAUAGUAGAUGUUUAGUUGAAACAGGGGUGCAUAAUAAAUAAAAAGGGAGUAAAAGUAGAGUAGAGGGACAAGAGCAAAACUAAGAUGGGGUACAAUUCAAUGUUAAAGACCCCCAAGAAGGAAGAACAACAAGUUCCAGAUGCGAGUACCGCUCCUGAAUUCGACGAUACCAAAGGAAGCUAUGCCCAUGGAGAGAUUGAUAUUAUUGAAGAACUGGAAGGUAUUUUGGGGGUUGAAAAUGAAGAAUUGUCAGGGGAUAAGGUACAUGCUCAUCUCACUUGGGACUUCAUGGAUUGGGAAACAGGGUUCCAGAAUGCGGAAGAAGAAGAAGGUGAAGAAGAGGAGGGAGACCGGAAAUACUUUGAAGAGUAUAACCAGGCUGUAAAGACGGAGCAUCUUGGUUUCUGGGAAGUAGAUGAUGAGAAAAGGGUUUCUUUGAACUUGAACUUGAAUUAUCAAGAUGUCUUGGAUGCAUGGUCCGAUCGUGGUCCUCUAUGGGCAGAUGAUUAUUCCAUUUCAACCGCCACAAAUGGCAAUGCCUACUAUAUGGGAGAAGUGCCAAUGAUGGAAUUAGAAGAAAGAACAAGAAGGGAAGCUAGUGUUCUAAGAUACAAAGAGAAGCGUCAGUCUAGACUGUUCUGCAAGAAGAUAAGGUAUCAAGUCCGCAAACUCAAUGCAGAUAAAAGACCCAGGCUCAAGGGCCGGUUCGUGAAGAGAGUUUCCUAAAGAGAAGAUAACCCAAACGUUGUUUCAAAUAUCUGAUAAAAUAUCUUUUACUCUGUGGACUUUUUCAUGCAUAAUCUGCCCUUUUUUUUUUUUGUUUGUCUCAAUGAAAAAAGAAAAUAUCUUUUCCGA